This is a messenger RNA of Eurypyga helias (sunbittern), 275 nucleotides long. RefSeq names its product max dimerization protein 1. Gene Ontology annotation, molecular function: RNA polymerase II cis-regulatory region sequence-specific DNA binding; protein dimerization activity; DNA-binding transcription factor activity, RNA polymerase II-specific. NCBI's taxonomy places the organism in Eukaryota, Metazoa, Chordata, Aves, Eurypygiformes, Eurypygidae. The record is from RefSeq and is a predicted model, not a curated record. The annotation marks the transcript as partial. The transcript is spliced from 2 exons. Gene Ontology annotation, biological process: regulation of transcription by RNA polymerase II.
GCGCGCCCACCUCCGGCUGUGCUUGGAGAAGCUGAAGGGGCUGGUGCCGCUCGGACCCGACACCAGCAAACACACCACCCUGAGCCUGCUCACGAAAGCCAAACUGCACAUCAAGAAGCUCGAGGACUACGACAGGAAAGCUGUACACCAAAUAGAGCAGCUGCAGCGGGAGCAGCGGCACCUGAAGAGGCAGCUGGAGAAGCUGGGGAUGGAGAGGACGAGGAUGGACAGUAUCGGAUCCACCAUUUCUUCAGAGCGCUCCGACUCGGACAGAG